Messenger RNA from Drosophila ananassae, 850 nucleotides. RefSeq lists its product as uncharacterized. NCBI's taxonomy places the organism in Eukaryota, Metazoa, Arthropoda, Insecta, Diptera, Drosophilidae. Bases 125 to 613 code for a protein of 162 amino acids. The record is from RefSeq and is a predicted model, not a curated record. The transcript is spliced from 2 exons.
GUUCCCAAGGUUGCCAAUAUGAGCGUUCUAUCGCUUUACAGUUAUUCGCGCCAUUGCAUUUAUUCGCACGUCUAUUUUAAUAUUUCUUAUUGAAUAAUUUCAUUACUACUUUUUUAUUUCAAAUAUGUCUGUGCUGGAAGACGAAUACAUCGACUAUCUGAACGAGAGGGGAAUUCUGCCCAGGCUACUGGAUAUUUUGAAGCAACUAGUGAAUAUUGAGCCUCCGCCAGCGGACCCCCUGAUGUACAUUAUGCAUGUUCUGGGAUGCCCCCUGAUUCCCCAGGCACAAAUGAAAGCGUUGGAAAGGAAGGUUUCACGCGCUCAUGACGAAUUGCGGUAUUUGAGGCGUCUGCUAAUCGACUUGGAUGGAAUCGAUCAUCUUUACGACUCCGAAAGCGACCUGGAGGAAUAUGUCGGCGAUGUGCAAAACACCGGCGGCUCGCAAAGUUCUUUGUCCUUUGAAUCUAGACCACCACACACCCCAAUUAAUCAGGCACCGUAUAUGGUAGAGGCUUCAGUGGUUAUGGCCCCCCUUUCCAACGCCAAGGAGUCUUCGCAGGGAUCCUCUUCGGGAUCAUUUAAGGAUCACCCUAUGCGCCAUACGCGCAAUUAAUAUAUAUAUGCAUCUUAUAUACAUACAUGCAAUGCUGGUCGCUUUUAUGUACUGCGUACAUAUUUUAUUCUCAACUGCAUGCAAGUAGUUUUUCUUCAAUUUUGUUAACCAACGCAUCUUGAGAUCAUCAUUAUAUCAACUUAUACUAUUUUUCUAAAAAAAACGCUGGGACGAUUUCUUUUACAUAUAGAUGUAUAAUUUUUGGGGCUAAAUAGCAAAUAAAUUUGUUAAAAACAA